Molecule: messenger RNA, 1442 nt
Organism: Symbiodinium sp. CCMP2456
Lineage: Eukaryota; Dinophyceae; Suessiales; Symbiodiniaceae
Source: the annotation of a GenBank genome assembly
GCUUUGUCAAGGUCGGAGACUUGCCGGCGAGGGACGAAAUUGAUGAUGGUAUCAAGAAUAAAGUACAAAUUUUGGACGUGCUGCUUGAGUAUGAGGGGGCUAUAGACUUGAAGGAGGUAGAGACCAUGUUUCUUCAACAGCGCUACGAAGAUCUUCCGCCUCCUAUCAAGGUCCCGGGCAACAACGUGACCCCAUUCACUAUGCAGCUGGUAGUGCUACCCCUCGCAGAAGGAAAAUGGAACAUCGUCAAACACAUUCGCUUUGCUGACUGCGCAAAGGUCAUGAACAACACCAUCAAGUCCAUGUCUGUUGGCCGCGCUCUGGAGAUCGACUACCAGAAAAAUUUUAAAGACGGAAGCCGUGCCCUACAGUACCUUCUGGAGGGCAUGGGUGGAUUUCAAGUUCGCUACCAAAAGCUCGUGCCUGCAAACAACAGCAAGCUUGUCAGGGAAACGGAAGACAUCAGGAAGGGCUUCCAGUAUAUCCGCGAGAACGGCCCGCAGGACAACUCCACGGACCAGUUCACCAGUUGGACAGAAGAGGAGGUGAACAACCCCAACGGCAUCCUCUAUCGGUGGGAUAGAGGCACGGUGAAAGAGUUUCUUCGCUGCCUUGCAGAUCAGGGAAGCCAGCCCAACACUAUUUCCGAUUGGCUUCUGGUAGACUUCAAGCCAUGGGCCCUAAACCUUAUCGUCGCACCGUUGUCGCCUUUCGUCCUCGAGCAUGCCAUCAUCUGGAUUAAAGUCCGAGAUCGGGAAGCCGUCGCUGAGGUUUCCGGCAUAGAUCGGAAAACAAUGGCUCGCUACAAUGUUUCCUUCGACAUCUUCUUCAACAUCGCGCGUCCGUCGUUCCACAGAGACUUCAAUCAAGCGGAUUUCAUUGCUGUGUUCAAGCGCUCAGCAGUGGUCGUCUUCACGGAGAUUGGCAUCUACGAGCAUGUGAAACGCCAUGCCUGGCCAGACAAAGAUCGCGGGAUGUUGUCUGUCUGCGCAAGGCCCAGGUACCAUGCGUAUUUGAGGGGCAAGCUGUCCGCCAACGGAGCAGACGCUGACCAUCUUCAAUGGUCUCUGAAUCUGCUGCAAGCUGCACUUGACGGUGAAGUCGUCUCUUCUUGCACCACCAUCUUUGGCAAGAGUGCCUUUGCGGGGCAGAAGUUCAUCCAGGAGAACCGCCCCGAACUCGCAGGCAUUGAUGCCAACACUAUCUUCUACCCUGACAAGGACACUUCUGGCGCUCUUGAAAGAGAAUCCAAAAGGUUCAAGUCCGUCAAAUCCGCAAGCAACUUGCUGGCACCCGCAUCUUCAGCAUCUUCAAGCGCCCAGCACGCCAAACCAGAGCACGAGGUUCAAGAGCAUGAGCAGGCAGGCCGCGAUUCAUUUCCUUCUACCGUCAACAAAGAGGAGGCCAUGAAGAAAGAUGAUGAGGCCGUCAAGUUCCGAGGG